This is a messenger RNA of Blastocystis hominis, 750 nucleotides long. RefSeq lists its product as hypothetical. Gene Ontology annotation, cellular component: nucleus; cytoplasm. Gene Ontology annotation, biological process: protein import into nucleus. The transcript is spliced from 5 exons. The record is from RefSeq and is a predicted model, not a curated record. Gene Ontology annotation, molecular function: small GTPase binding; nuclear import signal receptor activity. NCBI's taxonomy places the organism in Eukaryota, Bigyra, Opalinata, Blastocystidae. The coding region runs from base 1 to 750 and encodes 249 amino acids.
AUGGACUCCUGCGAACAGGUGUUGCAGCUAUUUUCUGGAAUGAGAACGAACGAUACGGCUACUGAGAAGCAAGCCGAAAAUGGAAUCCUAGAUUUUAUGCGUCGUCCAGAAUGUGUUCCUUCGUUUCUCAAUAUUAUCGUCAACUGCCAGGACGAAGUGAGUCGACAGAUGGCCGCUUUGUUUAUGCGAAAAGUGAUAACGCUGUACUGGAUCAAAUCACAGUUAUUGUCGUGCAUGAAGUCGGAGCCAUACCACUUAGCUCGUCGUGCGAUAUGUGGAGUUGUUUCAGUUCUCGCGGCAGAAGAGCUGAAGAAUGAUCGUUGGAAAAACAUCAUUUCUCAUAUGAGCGAUUUGGUUGUGAGUGAUGAUCCCCAUGAUCGCGAAAUGGGCUAUUUGCUUCUCUUUUCUCUGCACGAAGUCAUCAGUUCCUACAUUUCCCUCUCCGAUCUGAUCAAUGUUCUCAACAACGGUCUGAACGACCCCGACUUUUCCGUUCUCUCGAUGGCCGUCAAAGCGAGCUGCGACAUCAUUACGACCAAGAUCGACGACGACGUGAUUCCCUAUUUCACCCCUCUGCUUCCUCGUCUUCUCCAAAUCCUCCACACCUCCAUCACUACCGGAGAGCAAGAACUCGUCCUUCGCAUUGUGGGUCUCUUCGACGACGCCGCCAUUUCCACGCCUCCCUUUUUCGGCGAUCACCUCGAAUCCAUUAUCUCUGCUUGCUGCUCUGUUCUUCUUACCAUCCUGUAA